Molecule: messenger RNA, 687 nt
Organism: Myotis davidii
Lineage: Eukaryota; Metazoa; Chordata; Mammalia; Chiroptera; Vespertilionidae
Product: probable ATP-dependent RNA helicase DDX53
Exons: 1
Molecular function (GO): RNA helicase activity; RNA binding
Source: RefSeq, a predicted model, not a curated record
CGGCAAAUGAUUAUGACAAGUGCAACUUGGCCAGAUGCCAUUCGUCGACUUUCACAAACUUAUUUGAAAGAGCCUAUGAUCGUUUAUGUUGGUACUCUGGAUCUAGUUGCUGUAAAUACAGUGAAGCAAAAUAUAAUUGUUACCACAGAAAGAGAAAAACGAUCUCUUAUCAAAGAAUUCCUACACAGCCUGUCACCGAAAGACAAAGUCAUCGUGUUUGUCAGUAGAAAAAUUGUUGCUGAUGACUUAUCCAGCGAUUUAAGUGUCCAAGGCCUAUCUGUACAAUCCUUGCAUGGAAACAGAGAACAGAGUGACCGUGAGCAGGCAUUAGAUGACUUUAGAAGUGGAAAUGUGAAAAUACUGAUUUCUACUGACUUAGCAUCCCGAGGUCUUGAUGUUGAUGAUAUCACACAUGUGUAUAAUUACGAUUUCCCAAGAAACAUUGAAGAAUAUGUACACAGAGUAGGGCGCACUGGAAGAGCAGGGAAGACUGGCACGUCCAUUACCCUUAUGACUAAAAAUGAUUGGAAGACUGCCCCUGAAUUGAUUAAAAUUCUGGAAAGAUCAAAUCAAAGUAUCCCAGAAGCUCUUGUAACAAUGGCCAAAAAAUACAAGUUAGGUGAACAAAAUAGAGACACAGGAAACAAAUCAAAACUAUUUCAACAAAAACCCAAGGAGUUUCAUUAA